Messenger RNA from Planococcus citri (citrus mealybug), 3257 nucleotides. RefSeq names its product striatin-interacting protein 1 homolog. Bases 172 to 2712 code for a protein of 846 amino acids. Gene Ontology annotation, cellular component: cytosol. The transcript has a single exon. Gene Ontology annotation, biological process: cytoskeleton organization. The record is from RefSeq and is a predicted model, not a curated record. Lineage: Eukaryota; Metazoa; Arthropoda; Insecta; Hemiptera; Pseudococcidae.
AAUAAAAAUAUUUUUUCAAAGAUAAGCGAUAAAUUUAGAAAAAGCUAGGUGUGUUUCGCUAUAAUUCGCGACAAGUUGACUUAUUUCUUCUAAUUUGAAACGAUUUUCGUGAUUCUACAAACAUGACCUUUAUUAAUUGACACUAUCGUGUAUUUUCAAAGUGUGGACACCAUGAACGAGUACAACUUCACUGACGUCGUUGGGUAUCGUAACGAUAUAAAAUGUACCAAACUUAAAGACUUCUUUUCACGUCAAACAUUGGAUUGCGAUCAAGAAAACCAUGAAUAUCCAGACUUGGAUUUCAUCUACUCCGACACUGAUACGCUUGCCAAUGAGGUAGCCGAACUGUACAGCUACACAGAACAACCAGAAUUCCAGUUGAACGUUAAAGCUUUCGAAGACUACAUGGAAAUGUUGAAACUGAAACCAUGUUGGAGACUGCUGACUUAUUCGGAAAAAAGUAACGUAAUCGUGACGCUUCUCGAUCAAUUGGAUGUGUUAGACAAGAACGUAAGAUUGAAAUGUGCCCGGUGUUUUCUAUACCUUUUGCAAGGAUGCUGGGUCGAAUGUCAGUCUGAUAUCGAACAACAGGUACAAGCUAAAGAAAACGUGAUACUGUUGUAUAAACACGGAGUUUUCAACGCUUUCGUUGAGCUUUUCUACUCCGAAGCUGAUAUUUGCUCAGUAGCUAUUCAACGUAAAGUAUCCGUCAAUAUAAACGAUUCGACUGAAUUGAGAGUUAUGUUGAGCAUAUUGUAUAUAUUUAUCGAAGUUAUUAGAUGUAUAGAAAAUGACGAAGGUCACGAGAAUUUAGCGAUCAAAGAAGAAUGCCAUAACGAAAUUUCGAAUCCAAUUCAAGACGAAUUACUAUCAGUUAAAUUAUUCAGCAUGGUUACUCGUUUCUGCGGUGGUAGCGCUCCUCAUUAUCCAAUCAAAAAAGUCUUACUAUUGAUAUGGAAGCUGCUCUUGUUUUCUCUGGGUGGCUCGGAAAGUUUAAAAGCCAUGAAAGCGGAGAAAAGAAAAGAAUCCGGAUUAGAAUUAUUCGAAGAAGACACCAUCGAAAUAGUCAAAACGAUGCGUGCCUCAUCGCCUCCUUCCGGCGGUGCUGAUGGUAUCGAGACUCAGAAUCAAAAACGUACCAAUCGUCAACUCAGGAGAAGUUUAAUUAAACAAAGUUCGUUGGACGAAUCUCUCAACAUGGAUUACGAAGGUCCGAUGAUGGACGAAGAAGAGUACGACGACGAAGUCAACAAAAACAACGCUAAUAACGAAAACAACGGUAACGCCGCUAAUAAUGAUGACGCAAACUCGAACGAAUCUGAUAAUUUAACCGAUAAAAGUAACAAUAACGAGACCAGUAUCAGCGAAGCAGCCAUCACAUUACCGGAAGAGCCUCCAUCGCGACCGAAAAGUAUAGAAAAAGCGCCUUCCAUACCUCAACAUAAAGGUCUUCCAUGGGUACCGAAAAUUCGACAAAAAGAUUUGGACGUUUUUCUAGAUCACGUUAGAUUGAAAUUCGUUGGGUUUACUCUGCCUGACGAUAAAGAAACCUUGAUCGGGCUUCCUCAACCGAUUCACGAAGGUGUAAAAAUACUUCGAAGAUAUGUCUACGUAUCAUUGAGCGAUGUACAAAUGGAAAGGGAAGAAAACAUUUGUAAAUAUCCGAUUUCGCAAAAAGAAGAAAAUAUACCCAAUACACCUGCCGAAAUUUUAUACCAAGCUAUGCUACCAAACAUGCAACAAAACAUUAUCGCUCUUUUGAAAGUUCUUCUCGCUGCAGCUCCUACAUCUAAAACGAAAACCGAUUCCAUAAACAUAAUGGCCGAUGUACUGCCUGAAGAAAUGCCCAUGACUGUUUUACAGUCUAUGAAAUUGGGUACCGAUGUCAACAGACACAAAGAAAUUAUCGUGAAAGCUGUCUCCGGUAUUUUAUUAUUAUUACUCAAACAUUUCAAACUUAAUCACGUUUAUCAAUUCGAGUUCCUGUCACAAUAUCUCGUUUUCGCAAACUGUAUCCCGCUGAUUUUAAAAUUCUUCAAUCAAAACAUCGGCGCGUACGUUGGCGCGAAAAACGUCAUACCGAUAUUAGAUUUUCCAUCGUGUGUAAUCGGUGAUCAACCAGAACUUACUUCCGAGAGUUUGGAAAUUGGAGACAAUCAACAGUGCAGCUGGAGAAACGUAUUCUCUUGCAUCAAUCUACUCAGAGUUUUGAAUAAAGUCACCAAAUGGAAACAUUCUCGUAUAAUGAUGCUAGUCGUAUUUAAAUCAGCUCCUAUUUUAAAACGUACGCUGAAAGUUAGACAUCCAAUGAUGCAGCUGUAUAUCCUGAAGUUACUAAAAAUGCAAACCAAGUACCUAGGAAGACAGUGGAGAAAAUCAAAUAUGAAAACCAUGAGUGCUAUUUAUCAAAAAGUACGCCAUCGUUUGAACGAUGAUUGGGCCUACGGAAACGAUAUCGAUGCCAGACCUUGGGAUUUUCAAGCCGAAGAGUGCGCCCUCAGAUCAGCCGUUGAUAAAUUCAAUAACAGAAGAUAUUUUUCUCAAAGCGACGAUCCGGAUUUCUAUUCCGUCGAUGUCGAUAUUACCAGCGUUUUAUCCACCGACGUUGAUUUGACUGAAGAAUUCAAAAAACAUUAUUAUCUAUGGGUUCAACAAGAAUUAUUCGACAAAACUAUCAAUUGGGACGAAUUACUUAACCAAGAUUCUUUAUAAAUGUAACUUACAAAAUAUCUCAAUUUUUUUAGAAUUUUUUUUUCUGAUUUAUUACGAUUAUGUUGUUUUUUUUUUAGAUUCUAUUAUUUUUAUUGAAGGCGUUUAUUUAGAAACUGAACUUUCAGCUCCUUGUAUUUUCGAUUAAUCAUCUUCAAUAGUCAUGAUCAUUUAUACAGCAUCAUUUCAAUUUUUUUUGUGUAAUCGAUAAUUUUAUGAUGUAAAUAAUUCUAUCGUGAAAAUUUGUGAAAAAUAUCAUUCAUCUGCCUAAGUAUUGUGAAUUUAAUUCACUUUGAGUAAUGAAAUAUUCGAUAAUGAUGCGAAAUUUUAGAAUUAUUGUUUUAAACAUGCGAUGUGAGAGUAAUUUUUUAUAUAAUUGAUUUCAUUUUUUGUUUAUUGAAAAAUAUCUGUUGCUUACAUAUUUAUUUGAAAUUAUGAAAUUUUACGUUUUAGAACUUUUACUACUAUUGCUAUUGCUAUUGUAAUUAUUUUGUUUUUCCUUGGCUUGAUAAAAGAUCGCGUUGUAAGAAUAAAGUUUUUGUUUUUUA